CGAGUUCAGUGUCGUCAGUCAGUGUGUGGCCGACUGCCGCAGGUGUUACAUGCGGUUCGUGCGUGUGGGUGGUGUGGCCAUGAGCGGCAGCAGGAAUACGACUGCGGUGGAUUCGAUGUAGAAGAAGAAGAAGUCGUAGCAGCAGCAGCAGGAGUAGUGGCGGCGCCCUUUAGUUUAGAGGCUGGAGCCUGCAACGCUCCGAAGGUAGUUCUCCCCGAAUGGAGGCGGAGAAGUCCUAGCCCCUUAUAGUAGUAGCGGUGUUCGUUCCAGCAGUGGGAGAACAUGUCCCUACUGCUGCUGGUGGCCCUCCUCACACCACCAGCUGUGCCGCCGCCGUCGACGGUACUCCGGUCGUGGUCGUCGUCGUCGUCGUCUUUACGUGUUUGCAAAGUGGCGUUGCCCGGAUAAGCGAAAGGAAAUUGGAAAUUGAUCCGUAUAUGAGUUGUAUCCCAUCCCAUCCUAUCGCAGCAGCAGCCGUCUCAACUCCCUCAUGAUCAUGUUCGUCUUGCCGAGAGAGUAUUAGAUGCUGCAGCAGCUAUUUAAUUAAAUGAGAAUAAUGAUAGUCGUCUCGUUGUCAUGAUUUCGCUGGUGGAGGGCAGGAGAUAAAGCUGUUUGGUUGUUUUGUGAAGGAAAAAAAAAAAAAGAGUAGUGUGUUCUCGUUGGCCGUGUGUGUGUACGUUGGGCGUCUCUAACUUCGGUCUAGUGCUGCUGCUGUUUCCUCCGAACUUCCCUCGUGAGGAUCUUUUUCGUCGUCUCCUGGGCCUUCCUCACAGGAGAAUAGACCCACAGGCACGCACUCCUCUCACUCCCCCCCUCUCUCUCUCUCUGUGCCACUUCAGAGCUGCCAUAAGGCGUUCGUUUUUUUCCCCUCUCGACGAAUUCGUCCCCCCAAAUCAUCAGAACCCGAUGUUCUGAUGGGCAUUGUCACCAUCAUCCAAAUCGUCAUCAUCAUCAUCAUCUUGACUCACGGACCUCGCACACACACCCCCUCCCUCCCUCCCUCCCUCCCUCUCCCGUUAUCAGUGCAGUGCCGUUCUCGUGAAAUCUGCUCGUGUCUUGAAAGGCCUGUGUUUCUGGUAGAAAGAGAAAUAAAUAGAGGGCUUGUCAUUCGGGGCGCCAUCUGAAAAGGUUUAUUUUAUUAUUUUAGUGUUGAAAAAAGUGUCCAGGGCGUCGAUUAAAAGAUUUUGAGAUUGAGUGAAGUCAAGUUGCCAAGAGCAGUGAGUGUCAAGACAAGUAAGAAGAAGAAAGAGGAAAAGAGAGGGCGAAGGUGGCAGUGGUUCUAAUUGAACUAGUGUCUAGGAGAGGGCUAGAGAGAGAGAAGGGUUGGUGGGAGAGAGAGAGAGAGAGAGAGAGAGAGGAAAGUAGGGGGAGCUAAGGAGUGAGAAGAAGAAGAGAGGAGGAGGAGGGGGGGGGAAAGCAAGAUGGCUACCCGUCACGAGCCCCCUCACCAUCAUAUCGCUAAGAAAUCCUUCACCAAAAUGACGGCAAGUAAUGGUCCUCGGCCUGGUUAUCCUGGUGGUCAUGCGGGGGGCGGUCCACCUGGCAAGGGUGGGCGACCCCCAUCCAACCCGUGUCAGGGUCCUGGUGUUGUACAGUAUAGACAUGCCCCCCACCCCCCACACUCUGCACAACCACAGCCACCUCCACAGCAGCAGCAGCAGCAGCAACAACAGCAGCAGCAGCAGCAGCAGCAGCAACAGCAAUCUCAGGGUCCACAACAGGGUCCUGGCCCUCACCAAGCAGGUUCCCAACAACCGCCUCAACAAGGUGCGGGAACAGCUCAGUGGGUGGGGCCAGGACCUCAGCAAAAACCACACCACCCACAGCAGCAACAGGCAGGCGGGCCGCAGCAAAGUAGCGGGCCGCAACAGGGUGGGGGUGGCGGGGGUGGAGGAGGGGGUGGAGGGCCACAGUAUGGCACUGUAAGGUACCAAGGCCCCCACCCUGGCCCACAUCCUGGCUCACACCCUGGCCCACACUCAGGACAACUACCUUUACCCACACAGCCUCCUGCCACUUAUCCACCACCACCAUCCACAUACCAUCACCAGACCUAUAGUGGCGGUGGUGGGGGAGGAGGUGGUCAUGUAACUGGCGUUUCCCCAACUACCACGCCAACGUCAAGCAGUACAGGUGGAGGGAGUGGUGGUGCAGGUGGUGGCGGCGGUGGGGGUGGGAGCAGCAGUAGUUAUUCGGCUGCUUCUCCUUCGCAACACUCGCAUGCCAGUAGCUAUGGUGGAGAACAGCUUUCCAGAACCAACCUUUACAUCCGUGGCUUAACUCCAGACACCACUGACAAGGACCUUGUUGAUAUGUGUAAAAAAUAUGGAAACAUCAUAUCAACAAAGGCCAUUUUAGACAAAAAUACUAAUAAGUGCAAAGGUUAUGGGUUUGUGGACUUUGAGUCUCCAGCAGCAGCUGACAAGGCAGUUAAAGGCUUACAGGCAGCCAACAUUCAGGCGCAGAUGGCCAAACAACAAGAGCAAGACCCAACUAAUUUAUAUAUUGCGAACCUCCCACCGCAAAUGAAUGAAGCAGAACUGGAACAACUCCUUGCCCAGCAUGGACAGGUUAUAUCUACUCGAAUAUUAAGGGACAAUAAUGUACAGUCAAGAGGUGUUGGUUUUGCAAGAAUGGAGAGUAGAGAAAAGUGUGAAUUAAUUAUUCAAAUUUUUAACAAGAAAUUACUAAGGGGAGCGAAAGAAGCCCUUUUAGUAAAAUUUGCCGACUCUGGUAAUAAAAAACGGAAUCAGUAUAAGACUAAGGAUCAAGCUAGUUGGGAACGCUCUGAAGUAAGUGACUCAUUGAUGAAAAAUUUUUUACUUACAAUGAUUGCAGCACAUUCUCCCCAAUCUACAGGUUUACCUUGGCCUAUUCCAGUGUAUGAACAGCCAUCUUUACUUCCCCAAAAUGGUACCUUAAUGCCCUCAGUAGCCCCCGGUACAUUCCGGCAGUAUCCCCCGUCCCAGGUGCCACCAUAUCAGCUCCAGCCACUUUACAUUAUGCAUCCUCAAACACUGCAGCAUAUGGACGUAUCGUCUCAAAUGAUGCAGACGACAAUGGACACUAGCCAAAUUCCUUAUUCGCCUGUAAUACCAACUUUGACAACUCACAUGCAACAGUUGCAUCUAACACCUGGCUCUCAAGGAGGGUACUUAGCAAGUGGGGGUUAUGCAGCUUCACCAUAUGCACCUAUGAUGCAACAUAUGACCAUGAUGGAUGAAACUGCUGCCCACUCCCCUGAUGAAUACCAGCCUUACCCCACGACCCCUGGCCCUGUUCAGUGCCCACCACAACCUAAGUAACAGUGUCUGAAGCUAGGAACUGUUAUUAAAGGCUGCACUAUCUUCUUAUGCUACGGGAGAAACCUCAGAAGAAUCACGGAGUCAGAACUGUGUAGGCUUAAGGCUACACAUAACUGCUCGAUUAAAAACACAUGUUUUCACAUUCAAUUUAAACAAUCUUCUCAGAGCAAAUCCAAUAAUAAAAAAGGUGCAUCCAGCGUUAUACUGAUUUAUGUUUAUUUCAUCUGUGGUGAGCCUUGUUGUAGAAAAUUGAGUAGUCCUUACACUAAAGUCUUUCUGAAGGGCUACUACAAGGAGAAUAGGAUAUGCUGGCCCUUUCUCUCCCGGUUACCCCAAUGCAUACAGUGCUGCUGCUGAUGCCGUGAGUCUUAUGGCAGAAGUUAGAAGUCCUCCCUCACAGCAGCUGUUCUCCGGGUAAUUACACUGUGCGUGGGGUCAGUGGAAAGGAGCUUGGGUGGUUGUAAGAGACCUGUGAUUCGUAGAAAGAACCGUAGAUUGAUAGUGUAGAAAAAAUUUAUUCAGUGUUGAAUAAGUGAAACCAAUGGUAUUUUUUAAUGAAAGUGACAAAUUACUGUUUUGUUAUACUGUAGAAAAGCUUUAUGUAAACUGAAAAUUACACUACUGUAAUUAAAUAGAAAAGAAUCAGUUAUUGUUGGAUACAUAAUAACAAGCUCAUGAAGAUGAUUACACUGUGUGAUCUAUUUCUCUCUUGAUUGCUGUAAUAAUUUUUUUCUCAUUAUCAUUAUUAUCAGGAAGGAUGUGCAUGUGAAUGAUUUUAUUGAGUGUUUAUUGAGAUGUUUCUCUUGAAAAAAAUCUUCCUUCUUGACGAUAUUUUUUAUACAAGUGCUAGUGAAUAUAAUUGGCUGCAACAUGACACCUCAUGUAUAGCAGUUCUUUGUUAGUUGUUUACUUAAAGAAUAUUUAAAUAUAGCUCAAAAUUGCCUAUUAUGCCAUGUUCAACUGGUAGAAUGUGUAGAAUUACAACAAAAAUCAUUGAUAUCCACUGGAGGGUUACCGCCUUUGAAGUAUUGUAGAAUAGUGAAAGUAUGCCAAACACAGUCCAUUUGUUAAUCCUAACAACUUAAAAGAAUUUUAUCUACUGUAAUGCAGCAUACUUGAAAAUUGACUUCCAUUUAUAACAUUUCCUUACAAGUAAUAUGCCAAAUAUACAUUUAUAUAAAAUAUAGAUGUGAUGUAAAAUUACCAGUUCUUAUUAGGAAUCAAGAUUGAAACUAAAA
Molecule: messenger RNA, 4543 nt
Organism: Macrobrachium nipponense
Lineage: Eukaryota; Metazoa; Arthropoda; Malacostraca; Decapoda; Palaemonidae
Gene: shep
Product: RNA-binding motif, single-stranded-interacting protein 1-like
Exons: 10
Coding region: 1422-3305 (627 amino acids)
Cellular component (GO): cytosol; ribonucleoprotein complex; nucleus
Molecular function (GO): poly(U) RNA binding; poly(A) binding; mRNA 3'-UTR binding
Source: RefSeq, a predicted model, not a curated record